AUGGAGGCACAGGAACUCUGUGGUGGUGGUAUAUCGCACGCGUCACCCCCCGGAGUGGACAACGUGGCCUCCCAGUUCGCGGAAACAGAAGAUAUGCCAGUCACCCCAACGCCAAUCCGUUGGCGAUCUGGAAACAUGAUGCAACCUGAAUUCAAUGAAGGUAGCAUGGAGAGUGCAAGCAUGGAUGAAAAUGAGGGCCAGGAACACUGGCAAACCAGAGGAUCCAGCAGGGCCCCCAGCCGGGCCCCCAGCCGGGCCAGUGAGGCCAGAAGCGGAAUCAGGCAACGAAAGAGUCUACAAAAGACAUUGAUUGGAAGGCCAAAGCAUCAAACCUCUUUACUAGAUGUGAGCAAACACGCCCAGGUGUUGGUGGGUGCUUUGGAAGCAGCCCAGAACCAACAACAAGAAAUGUUUCAAAUGGUCCAGGAACAGGUACAGGCACACCUAGCAGAGGAGCUGUCCAACUGGAGAGCAGAACAGCAGGUUCAUGAAGGACUCUAUCUAGAGCGGGUCACAAAGCUGGAACUGGAAGUUAGCAAGCUUCGCACAGAGCUCACAGAAGCCCAGAACACUAUCCAACGAAUCAAACCAAUGAAGCAAGACACACCAACAACAACCAAUGCCCAAUCAAGCCAAAUGAACCAACACAAUAGCAGCAAGGUCCCCAAGAUAAGGGAAGCAACAAGCCAAAAGUCAAGGCAACAACCCACAUUUUCAGACCUAGCUACGCUGCUUUCCACUAGACCUGGAGGGCAGGAAUGGCAGGAGGUCACCAAAAAGAAGCAGAAGAACCGGCAAAUCCAAGCAGUUGCUGCAGUUAGCCAGCCUGAUCCAACCAAGCUUAAGCCAGCCAAAGACACCCCCAAAGAGGCACGGAGAUUCCUAUUUCGCCGGGAGGGAGGCAAGGCUGCCCCAAGAUCAGAGAGAGAGGAUAUCAUUCUGGCCAUCAACCGAGCAGUAGCAAAGGCACGCUUCCCAGCAUUCAUCCGGGUAGUGGACGCAGGAUAUACCAACACUGGAGCGAUCACAAUCCUUUUGGAGAAAGGUACCCUAGGCUCUAUGCUCCUACCUGACUAUAAAGACCUAUUGGUCACUGCAGCUCGGCAGGCGGAUCCUGUCACGGCGCUCUACUAG
Molecule: messenger RNA, 1134 nt
Organism: Aspergillus chevalieri
Lineage: Eukaryota; Fungi; Ascomycota; Eurotiomycetes; Eurotiales; Aspergillaceae
Exons: 1
Coding region: 1-1134 (377 amino acids)
Source: RefSeq, a predicted model, not a curated record